Molecule: messenger RNA, 2129 nt
Organism: Chinchilla lanigera (long-tailed chinchilla)
Lineage: Eukaryota; Metazoa; Chordata; Mammalia; Rodentia; Chinchillidae
Gene: Mbd4
Product: methyl-CpG binding domain 4 DNA glycosylase
Exons: 9
Coding region: 151-1848 (565 amino acids)
Biological process (GO): base-excision repair
Cellular component (GO): nucleus
Molecular function (GO): DNA binding; pyrimidine-specific mismatch base pair DNA N-glycosylase activity
Source: RefSeq, a predicted model, not a curated record
CGCACGUCCAAAAGGGAGAAGGCGCUAAGGAGCAAACGCGCCCAGCGAACGGGAGCCCAGAAGGCCAAAGCGCAAUUCCGACGUGCUUGAUUGGCGCUGCCUCUGUCCUCCCGCUGCUGCGGCCGGACCCCGCCGGAGGCCGCCUUUUGCAUGGCGAGGCCGAGCCCCGGGGGCGGCGGAGAGGUCCCGUCCGAGCGCCGAGCCUCAGCGCCGCUGCGUGACCUCUGUGAGGAAGAUGUCGGUACAAGUGUGGGAAAAGAUGAAAAACAAAUGGUGACAAGUGGAAGCAGAGAGUGUAAUGCUCUGCUACAGGAACCCAUUGCUUCCACUCAGUGUGCUGUUGCUGCAGUGACAGAAUGUCACAAGCCUGUCCUCUGUGGAUGGGAGAGGAUUGUGAAGCAAAGGUUAUCUGGGAAAACAGCAGGAAGAUUUGAUGUGUAUUUUAUCAGCCCACAGGGACUGAAGUUCAGAUCUAAAAGUUCAGUUGCUAAUUAUCUUCGCAAAAAUGGAGACACAGCUCUGCAGCCAGAAGAUUUUGAUUUUACUGUUCUUUCUAAAAGGAACAUCAAGUCAAGAUGUAAGGGCCCCAGCGUGCCCGCUCUGACAGACCAACAGCAAAACAACACUAACAUUUCAAGCCGGAACCUCCGGACUCGAAGCAGGCGGAAAACAGAUGUUUCUCCUCUACCAAAUAGCACUUCAGAGUUGCAAGAUAGCAGAGGACCAUCUAACCUUGAUUCCUUCCAUGUGCUUUUGAGAGAAGAAGAGAAUGUUAAUGACGUUAGCUCUGGGAAGGUUAGGAAAUUCAAGGGAAAAGUGACUGUUUUGAAAGGAAUUCGAAUUAAGAAAACCAAAAAACAGUGCAGCAAUCGUCUUUCAGAUUCUGCCCAAACUAAUGCAAAAAGAGAAUCUGUGUUUAAUAAAGCAGAGGCUGAAAGGGCAUCUGUUUCACAAGGAAGUCAACUUGAUAGAACUUUCUGCGUUUCUAAUGACACCACAACCCACGGUACCUUCCAUGUGACCGAGGAGGAAAAGAGCCUCAUAAAAGAAAAGUCAUUGCACCCAGGAUCAGAUUUUCAUUUUGAACAAAUAACAUCUGGUAUCACAAACAAAUCAUGUCCAACCACAGAAGGGGAACCCAAGAAGUAUGAGGAGACCGUUUUAGAAUCAGAGGAAAUCAGAACAAAAGUAGAAGAUGCGGAAAGAAAGGAACAUUUGCAUACUGACAUUUUGCAGUGUGGCUCUGAAGUGGACAACAGCUGCUCACAAAGCAGGAAAGACUUGACUUCUGAGAAAAUGCAUCCAGAGGACAGCAACCCUCAGACACACACAGAAAAGCGGAAGACAAGCCAGUACUUCACCAGCAAGUACAACAGAGGAGCUCUUAGCCCUCCUCGACGCAAAGCCUUUAAGAAGUGGACCCCGCCUCGGUCACCUUUUAAUCUCAUCCAGGAGACGCUGUUCCAUGACCCGUGGAAGCUCCUCAUCGCGACAAUAUUUCUCAACCGGACCUCAGGUAAGAUGGCGAUCCCUGUGCUGUGGGAGUUCCUGGAGAAGUACCCCUCGGCGGAGGUGGCCAGAGCUGCAGACUGGAGAGAUGUGUCCGAAUUGCUGAAACCCAUUGGCCUCUACGAGCUCCGAGCCAAAACCAUUAUCAAGUUUUCAGAUGAGUACCUGACCAAGCAGUGGAAGUACCCGAUCGAGCUUCAUGGAAUCGGCAAAUACGGCAACGACUCUUACCGCAUUUUUUGCGUCAAUGAGUGGAAGCAGGUGCACCCUGAAGACCACAAGCUGAACAAGUACCACGACUGGCUUUGGGAAAACCAUGAAAAGCUGAGUCUGUCCUGAAGCCUUUGCCGCCCCAGACUCUUCAUUUUGUGCUUUGCUUUUUUUUUCCCCUGUGCUUUGCGUCUUGGUUUCUAUGAGCUCCAUGGAGCAAACCAGCCGCCUUCCCCCUGAGUCAGGUGUGAGGCUGGUGGCCGGGGAGUACUUCCUCAGCUCGUGUGCCCAUGGUGCUGUGUUACUGAAGGCAGUAGAAGAUUCUUUGAAAUUUAAACAACAGUUCUAAAAAUGUACAUGACUUUUCUGAUACUGAAAUGGAUGUAAAGGUAAAAGGCUUUUCUAAACUA